GCAAAGAAACUUUUCAGAAGAAGUGGCAUAUGCAGCUGACGAUGAAACUGUCCUUGUAAAGUGUAGCCGUCCUGGUCAUGCAUCAAUAAACAAGACUUUUCAGUUUGAAAGAGUUUACAGUGCUUCAGAGACUCAAGACACAGUAUUUGCGGAUGUGGCCCCUUUGCUAACAUCUCUCCUGGAUGGGUACAAUGUGUGCAUCAUGGCUUAUGGGCAAACCGGAAGUGGGAAGACAUACACAAUGUUGGGACCGCAGCCAGAGGAGAACUUUGUGUUUGCCAUAGAAGAUGAAUCAGAACUUGGAAUUAUUCCUCGAGCUACCCAAGAAGUGUUCAGGCUUAUUUCAGAAAAGCCACCAGGAAGUUACUGGGUUGAGGUUUCUGUUGUAGAAGUGUAUAAUAAUGAAAUUUUUGAUCUUCUGGCCAAAGACAGUUGUGGAAAAGUAUUUGGCGUCAAACGCGAUGUUGUCACAACCAGAGAAGGAAAGAGCGAUGUUCCAUUGCUUACGCAUGUGACUGUUGAAAAUGCAUCCGAAUUUUUGCAUCUAGUCAACAAAGGCCUGCAGCUGAGAGUCAAGCACCCAACACUGGUACAUGCUCAUUCCUCUCGUUCUCAUCUGGUAGUUACAUUGACCAUAACCACAGUUGUCUCUGGAGAUAACUUUGGUACUUCAUGGGAAGACGAACAAACCACUCAGAGACUAGACAAAGAGGCUUCCUGCACCUUUCCACAAAAAAGGAGAGAGAAUAAAUCAACCUCUUCUUCCAGAGCCUCUUCACCAGCACAGCUUGAAGCAACCGAGAAAAUGAAGCAAGUCAAAACUAGAUUGCAACUGGUGGACCUGGCUGGUAGUGAGUGUGUUGGUAUGUCUGGAGUGACGGGCACAGCACUGAGAGAGACCUCAUUUAUUAACCGCAGCUUGUCUGCCCUAGCAGACGUUCUCGGAGCAAUCGCAGAACAGCGAUCUCAUGUACCGUAUCGAAACAGCAAACUCACACAUCUGCUGCAGGACUCCCUAGGGGGUGAUGCUAAGCUGUUGGUGAUGCUGUGCAUAUCUCCUAACCAGAAGUACUUAACAGAAUCAAUGCAGUCUCUGGGCUUUGGAACUCGUGCUCGGCAAGUUCAGAGAGGACAAGUCAAGAAGAAGAACUUCCCAGUGCUGAGUAAAGCAAAAUAA
This is a messenger RNA of Nestor notabilis (Kea), 1177 nucleotides long. It is a transcript of the gene KIF25, whose product is annotated as kinesin family member 25. The record is from RefSeq and is a predicted model, not a curated record. Gene Ontology annotation, biological process: microtubule-based movement. The transcript has 9 exons. Lineage: Eukaryota; Metazoa; Chordata; Aves; Psittaciformes; Psittacidae. The annotation marks the transcript as partial. Gene Ontology annotation, molecular function: microtubule binding; ATP binding; microtubule motor activity.